GCGGGAAAUCGGGGGUUUCGGCAAGCGGGCGGCCUUCCUCCCGCCCUCCUCUCCCUCAGCCUCCCCGGUGCGGCCUCUCUCCUGGCUGAGCGGCCGUGUCGCCCCCAGGCCGGCCGGCGGCGGACAUGGAUUUCUCCAGUGGGCGAGCGAGGCUGAAGCAGGCGCGGCUGGCGGGGGACCGGCGGGAGCUGUAUCCUCACAGCCUGCAGUUCUACCUGGAGCCCCCCACGGAAAGCAUCUCUCUGGUGGAGUUUGAGAACCUUGCCAUCGAUCGCCUGAGGCUGCUUAAAGUAGUUGAAAGCCUUGGUGUGAGCUAUACAAGAGGUAGUGAACCAUACAAAACAAAGCUGGAGAAUGAGCUACGGAAGCUUAAGUUUCCCUACAGAGCUUUGGCUGAGGAUGAUUAUGAGGCAAGAAGAAAAGAUCAUAUUUCUCAUUUCAUACUGCGCCUUGCUUACUGCCAGUCUGAGGAUCUCAGGCGCUGGUUUCUUCAGCAAGAAAUGGAUCUCUUGCGGUAUCGCUUCAACCAGCUAAAUGAGGCUUUAAGGCAAAAAUUCCUGGAGUAUGUCAACCUAUCAUUUGAAGUUAUUAGUGAAGAUGUGAAAAAUGAAUUGGCAAAUGAACUGUGUGCAUCAACCCCUGGCUUCAGUAUGAUUAAAGUAAAAGAACAACAGUUCUAUAAGGUUGGGCUUGCAGAUGCUGUGGAUCUAUUUAGAGCCAGAAGAGUGUUUAUUAAAGAUGGCUUUGCAUAUGUGCCACUAAAGGAGAUUGAUGCAAUUGUUUUGAAUAACUACAGAACAAAGUUAUCUAAAGCACUGGCGUUGACAGCACGAUCGCUGCCUUCCAUACAGUCUGAUGAGAGACUACAACCUCUGCUUAAUCAUCUCAGCCAUUCUUACGUUGGCCCAGAUUACAGCGUGCAAAAGAACACUGGAAAAAUUUCUCUAGAACAGAUUGAUUCUCUGUCUGUGAAGUCAUUCCCUCUUUGCAUGCGUCAGUUGCACAGAGCCCUCCGUGAUAACCACCAUCUCCGCCAUGGAGGCCGUAUGCAGUAUGGUCUGUUCUUAAAAGGCAUUGGCUUGACUCUGGAACAGGCACUGGAAUUUUGGAAGAAAGAAUUUAUCAGAGGAAAAGUGGAUCCAGACAAGUUUGACAAAGGAUAUGCUUACAGCAUUCGCCACAGCUAUGGGAAAGAAGGAAAGAGAACUGAUUAUACCCCAUACAGCUGCAUGAAGAUUAUCAUGUCCAAUCCACCAAGUCAAGGGGAUUAUCAUGGGUGCCCAUUCCGCCACAGUGAUCCUGAGCUAUUGAAGCAGAAGCUGCAGUUGUACAAGAUCCCUCCCAGUGGAAUAACUCAGAUCCUGGAGUUGGUGAAGGGCAUGCAUUACCAGCUGGCCUGCCAGAAGUACUUUGAGUUGACACAUGAUGUUGAAGACAUUGGGUUUUCUUUGAAUCAUCCUAACCAGUAUUUUACAGAGAGUCAAAAGCUAUUAAGUGGUGGUAAAGAACUGAAGAAGGAACUAAGUAAUUCAGGAAACUCUCAUCAAAAAAGUAACAGUCAGGAAAGCAUGAAUUCAAAUUGCAUUCCCACCUCAUCAAAUACAACUGAUGCAGAACUGGAAGGACUGGAGGCAUACUUCACUGAAGACUAAGCAGUUCUUUCAUUUGGGGUUUUUUGGUUUUAUUUGAUUCAGUCUGGGUUCCUUUUUUUCCCUUUCUUUCAUUCUUUCCCUUCUCUAACUGCAUUUGUCUCUGUAUCAAGGAAUAUGCACUUCGCUCCCUGGAAGACACAGACAUUCAGUGCUUUGAAUAGGCUGAAGAAAAAGAAAGAUACUGAAGCUGGUAUUAUAUCCAGUAUUUACUCUCACUGCUUUAGGAUACUGUUAUUUAUGGUAUACUGAAAAAGGGGAAAUGAAAGUUCCUCCCCAAUUCUUAGGUAUUUUGUCUGACUUACCUUCUUUGUUUUUCUUCAAAAUGUUUAAAUAUUUUUCCCAUUUUUUGAUUUUAAUAAAUAAACUGC
Molecule: messenger RNA, 2020 nt
Organism: Calypte anna (Anna's hummingbird)
Lineage: Eukaryota; Metazoa; Chordata; Aves; Apodiformes; Trochilidae
Gene: PRIM2
Product: DNA primase subunit 2
Exons: 13
Coding region: 126-1652 (508 amino acids)
Biological process (GO): DNA replication, synthesis of primer
Cellular component (GO): alpha DNA polymerase:primase complex
Source: RefSeq, a predicted model, not a curated record